This is a messenger RNA of Rotaria sp. Silwood2, 399 nucleotides long. The record is from the annotation of a GenBank genome assembly. Lineage: Eukaryota; Metazoa; Rotifera; Eurotatoria; Philodinida; Philodinidae.
AAUAAUAAAUGUUGCUCGUGGUGGAAUAAUUGAUGAAAAAAGUCUUUUUGAUGCUCUUAAUUCUGGUCAAUGUGGUGGUGCAGCACUUGAUGUAUUUGAAGAAGAACCACCAACUGAUUUAAAACUUAUUCAACAUCCAUUAGUUAUAUGUACACCUCAUUUAGGUGCAAGUACUUAUGAAGCUCAAAAACGUGUAGCUAUUGAUUUAGCUCAACAAAUAAUUGAUUUUAAACAAGGACAUGCAUUAAGUGGUGUUGUUAAUGGAUCAGCAGUUACAUCACAAUAUGCACAAUGUAAUAGACCUAUUUUAUUACUUUGUAAAAGAUUAGGACAAAUUAUUGGAUCAUCAUCUAUAUCAACACCAACUCAAAUAUCACUUUCAUUUAAUCGUAAAGUAUU